AUGCUGGAAACAAUAAAACUUAUGCCAAAACGUGCUAUACGAGGCGAAGUGAAGGGAAAAACAUUGCAUGUUGCGGUCAGCGGGACCCGCGGGCGGAAGCGUUGUCGCGAUGCGCCCGCGCCGCCGUGGGAGGCGGGCGCGGGGAGGGGAAAGGGCAGACAGGAUGCGGUCACGCACGUUCGCGAGAUUUUAUCGAACACCGCAGCCGUGACUCGUCAGGGCAACAUCACGCGAUAUUGA
This is a messenger RNA of Pieris macdunnoughi, 240 nucleotides long. The record is from the annotation of a GenBank genome assembly. NCBI's taxonomy places the organism in Eukaryota, Metazoa, Arthropoda, Insecta, Lepidoptera, Pieridae.